AUGUCGAUUUCGCCUGCGGACUCAUCGUCCUCGACACUAUCGACCGAUACCAACCGGCCCAACGAUGUCGAGGGUCAGAAGGCCCCUUCUCCCCAAAAGCUUUCUCACUGGCGGAUGGUUCUCAGUCCAGCAGGAAUCACCGAUGAUGUCGUCAACUAUCAAUACAAGGGCUCUGGCACGACCCAAGACCCAUUCCUGAUCGAAUAUAUUCCUUUCGACCAGAGGAAUCCCAUGGAAUGGCCUGACUGGAAGAAAUGGCUAAUCACUCUGACUGCCGCCUUUGCGACUCUCGCAGUUUCUCUAGUUGCCUCCGCCUACUCUGCUGCGAUACCCCAGAUCAGGGAAGAAUUCGGCUGUGGUGAAGAAGUUGCAACUCUGGGCACAUCCUUCUUUGUGCUGGGCUUCUGCUUUGGUCCAACAAUAUGGGGACCUCUCUCGGAACUAUAUGGACGCCAGGUCCUCUUCUUCGGAACGUUCGCCAUCAUCACGGCCUUCAACGGCGCUGCUGUUGGAGCCCAUUCCAUCGCGACGCUGACCAUCUUCCGCUUCAUCGCAGGAACGUUCGGCUCCUCACCACUAACCAACGCCGGAGGCGUGAUAGCAGAUAUGUUCCCUGCCAGUCAACGCGGCCUGGGAUUGACUGUUUUCGCCGCCGCUCCCUUUCUAGGGCCAUCACUUGGCCCAAUCGUGGGGGGGUUCAUUGCCGAAACUGUUGGCUGGCGGUGGGUUGAAGGUGUCAUGGCGCUCUAUUGUGGUGCUUUCUGGAUCAUCGGUACGCUUAUAAUUCCCGAGACGUACACACCCGUGAUCCUGGGACGACGAGCGCAGGAACUCAGCAAACGCACGGGAAAGGUCUAUGUGUCUGCCAUCGAACACCGCCAGGGCAAGAUCACGCCGGCUGCGGCGUUCCAAAAGGCCCUGGUUCGCCCUUGGGCCCUCUUGUUCCUCGAGCCCAUUGUGUUGAUGAUCUCAGUGUGGAUGGCUAUCCUCUACGGGACACUGUUUAUGCUCUUCGGCGCAUUCCCUAUCGUAUUCGCAGAACAACGGGGAUGGUCACAAGGCGUCAGCGGACUGGCCUUCCUCGGAAUCACAUGUGGCCAGAUGCUUGGAACAAUGUACUGCAUCCUCGACAACAUCCGUUACAAGCGCUUAGAGAAGGAGCAUAACGGCGACGCCCCGCCUGAAGUCCGACUGCCUCCGGCUCAAGUUGCUGCUAUUGUUAUCCCCGUGGGAAUGUUCGUCUUUGCGUGGACAAACUAUCCUCGCAUCCACUGGAUAGUGUGUAUCAUCUUCACGGCCCCCUUCGGUUUUGGCACGGUGCUUGCCUUCCUCGCCGGCAUCAACUACCUCAUCGACUCGUACACGAUAUACGCCGCGAGCGUUCUGGCAGCGAGUGCAGUUCUCCGAGCCCUCUUUGCAGCGGUGUUCCCUCUCUUCACAUCAUAUAUGUUUAAAAACUUGGGGAUUCACGUGGCAAGCACCAUACCCGCCAUCCUUGCCGCAGCGUGCACGCCGUUCCCGUUUAUCUUCUACAAAUACGGCAGGUCGAUUCGGAUGAAAUGCAAAUAUGCUGCACACGCCCACGAGGUCAUGUCUCAGAUUAAGGCGAGGCAAAAGGCCAUCCAGGAAGAGGAACAGCGAGAAAAGAAACAAGAAGAAAAGUCUGCACAGAACGAAGUCAAAAUUAGCCCUGACAAGGCGGCAGGUCAGAAAAUUGGUACAAUGAACGAAAAGGAGCAUGAGUAA
Exophiala spinifera is the source of this 1746-nucleotide messenger RNA. RefSeq lists its product as uncharacterized. Gene Ontology annotation, molecular function: transmembrane transporter activity. Gene Ontology annotation, biological process: transmembrane transport. NCBI's taxonomy places the organism in Eukaryota, Fungi, Ascomycota, Eurotiomycetes, Chaetothyriales, Herpotrichiellaceae. The record is from RefSeq and is a predicted model, not a curated record. The transcript has a single exon. The coding region runs from base 1 to 1746 and encodes 581 amino acids.